AUGGGCGCAACUCCGGCGCAUGUGUUGCAGUGCCGCAGCGCUGCGACAAAUUGCCGCAGCGCUGCGACAAAUGCUGCCACAGUUGCGGUAAGUUGCAGUUCUUUUCCCGAGAGCAAUAACAUUUUUGGGCCUUUUUUUUCGCACAUCAAUUUUCCAUGGGAAAAUUUUUUGUUUUGAAAAUAUUUUCUGAAUGUUUUUUUUCUUUUUUCUGAAUUUUAAUCCUGAAUUCAAAAUUUGUUUUCAAAAUAUUUUCUAGGCCUCUAAAAUUCUUCAAAUUUCGUGAUUUUCAGCCCGAAAUUCAUGGAAAUUCUGAUUUUCAGGUAGAAAAUCAUGAUUUCUAGGCUCAAAUUUCAUGAGAUGGCUCAUAUUUCACCAAGGAUAACCUACCCGAUUUUUUUUGAAAUUCAAAAAAACCUGGCCUAAUUUUAGUGGCCUAGAAUCCCAAAAAUCUUUCUGGAAGAGUUUUGAUGGCCUAGAAACCCACAAAUCUUUCUGUGAGAGUUUUGGUCACCUAAAAAUUCUUAAAAUAUUUCUGGCCGAGUUUUGGUGGCCUAGAAAACCAACAAAAAAAAACAAUUUUCUAGCCCCCAAAUCGUUCUGAAUAUUCCAGAUGAAUCGACGAAAUCAGCGAAGUCAUCGAAGAGAAUUUGUCGAUUUCUACCACUACAAUCGACCUGAUUCCGAUUCAGAAGAUCUAGAAGACCUCCAGAUUCCUGAACCACCUCUCGAAGAAUUUGAAGAUCUGAUUCAAGUUCGGCCAAUUCAGGACUUUCAAAUUAGAAAUGCGCAAGAUAGACAAUAUUAUGACAGUCAAGAUCGGCUUAAUCAGGUAUUUCUGAGACCAAAACGACCGUAUCGAAGGCGAAUUUUGGUGCCGAAAUCGGUGCAAAAAUGCCCGCUUUACAAUGCAAAAAAACCUGAAAAUGAAGAAGAUGAAGCUACCAAAUUUCGAAGAUUUUAUCUCGAAAAUUUGGAUGUUUAUGAGGAUUAUGAUCGGGAAACUGUGAGAUUUGAUAAUGAUUUGGCUUGUGAUAUUUUUGAGAAAUAUUUGGGAAAAUUGAGACGGGAAUUGUGUGUGCUUGAUGGUUUGAAUGUGAGUUUUUUGGCUUGAAAUCUUGGAAUUUUCAACAAUUUUUAGAGCUCAAAAAUUCCAAACAAAAAACAAUUUUUCAAAAAAAAAAUCACUGUUUCAAAAAUUUCGGAAAAUUAUUUUUUUUUGAAUAUAAAAUUUGUUGUUGGUUCGAUGCAUAGUUUUCUUUAAAAAAUGUUUUUUUUUUCAAAAAAAUUCACUGUUUCAAAAAUAUAAGAAAAAUUAAUUUUUUUGAGUAAAAAAUUGUUACGCUCUUUAUUUUGUCUUCUCAAAUAAACAUAUCAAUUUCCAGGUGGCAAAUUUUAGAGCCAAGAAAAAAAUAAAAAUUUCACUGUUUCAAAAAAUUUCGGAAAAUAUUUUUUUAAAUUGAAAAUUUGUUGUUUUCUUCGGUGGCAUUUCUUUCUUUAAAAAAAAUCACUGUUUCAAAAAUAUAAGAACAAUUAAUUUUUUGAAUAAAAAAUUGUUACUCUCUUGGUGUACUCUUUUCAAAAAUAAACAUAUUUUCACAAAUUUUUCGGCUCAAAAAAUCAAUUUUUCAAAAAAAAAUUCACUGUUUCAAUAAUUUCGGAAAAAUAGUUUUUUGAAUAAAAAUUGUUAUACUCUUGAUUUACCAAAAAUCACUGCCACGUGGCAAAUUUCUACCCCAAAAAUAAAAUUCUCUUGCAGCUGAGCAAUGAGACCGAAUUCGCCACAAUCGGACCCUCCGGAUGCCUGGAAUAUUUGAGAAAACUGCAAAACGGCGAAAUCAACAAGACACAAACGACCGGAUUUUUUGGAUUUUGUGAGUUUUUUGAUGAGAAAUGAUCAAUUUUAGGUCAAAAUUCACCAAAAAUCAUGAAUUUUCCACUGUUUCAGACACCAAAUAUGCCGCGAUUCAACUCGCGGCACGCGCACUUCUUAUGCUCACCGCAGCUCAUGGUGUUUUGUGCGCAGAGAAGAGUGAGUACGGCGGGUAGAAUAUCGGAAUAUUUGGAUGUGUAUUUCAAUUCGGCGCAAAGAACCGAGGAGUCGUUUGAGUUUGCUGGACCUGGUGCCAGUUUUUAUGUGAGUUUUGAGCCAGAAUUUGGGAUUUUUGGGCUGAAAAUGAUGAAAAUCACGAAAUUUCACAUAGAAAGCUCAUUUUUUCAGCCAAAAAUUGAGUUUUCCGGUGAAUUUUAAGCUUAAAUGAUAAAUUUGCAAUUUUCACUCUGAAAAACUGUGCCAGGCUUGCAGAAAAGGGGCGGAGCCUCGAAAAUUGCAAACCUGGCAUAGUUUUCUCAUGUCAAAAAUAAAAACCUUCAGAAAAACUGUGCCAGACUUGCAUAAAAGGGGCGGAGCCUAAUUUUCCAGCUAAAAACCGAGUUUUUCGGUGAAUUUUGAGCUAAAAAUGAUAAACCUCGCAAAUUCAAUCUGAAAAAACUGUGCCAGGCUUACAGAAAGGGGCGGAGCCUCAAAAAUUGCAAACCUGGCACAGUUUUCUCAUGUCAAAAAUGAAACCCUUCAGAAAAACCGUGCCAGACUUGCAGAAAUGGGGCGGAGUCUCAAAAAUUGUAAACCUGGCACAGUUUUCUCAUGUCAAAAAUAAAACCCUUAAUAAAAACCGUGCAAGACUUACAGAAAAGGGGCGGAGCUUGAAAUACUGCAAGCUUGGCACAAUUUCUGAGGACAAACUGUGCCAGACUUGCAGAAAUGGGGCGGAGCCUUAUUUUUGACAAAAAUUCCCCAUUUUCCAGCUGAUUUUACACGAAGAAGGUGACAUUGAAAUAGUGGAAAACGCCAAAAUGUCACCCUACGCAAUUCUGGAAAUUUCCGAAUCGCAACGUGGAAUUCUGACGCCCGCUGAAUAUUGUGCCAGACAAUUUGGAGCUAAUUCAGGAAUCGAAAAAAUCGAGAAGUUAUCCUAUGUCCAGAGACUGUUUUUCUCGAAAAAUCGCAAAAAUCCGCUGAAAAUCGACACGUUUUUGAUCAAAUUCGAUAGUUUUGAAGCGAAAAAUUUGGCUUUUCAAAGAAGUUUUGACAAAAUUGGCCUGAAAAUCGAAGAACCUGAAGAAAUUUUUGGGAUUUUUGAUGAAACUAUGGAACAAAAUUCAUAUGAGAUGGUGACGAUUGAAGUGCGAUUUGAUACGAUGAAAACGAAUCGGAAAAGUGCCAGACUUCGACUAAGAUCGUCACGGGAUGUUGAGUUUGCCAGAAGGAUUUUGUCGGAUUUUGGAAUGAUGGUUGAAUUGCCACGAAGAGUUGUGGAGAAUGGAGGAAGGAUGGGAAAUCGAGAGGUUUGUGCGGGGGAAAAUUGCUGAAAAUAAUGGUUUUGAGCUGAAAUUCGAAAUUUUUAGGUUAUUUUCAGUCGAAAAUUGUGGAAAAAAACCGAAAUCGCAAUUUUUCAGCGUUUGAAAAUCAAGAAAACGCUGAAUUUUGCUUUAGAGCGCCUUACCUUAAAUUUUUAGACCCAAAAUCAAUUAAAAAUGAUAAAAAUGUGAUUUUUCUACCCAAAAAAAAUUCACUGUUUCAAAUUUUUGGUAAAUUUUUGUUUUAUAUGAAAUUUUCAGUAGCAGUCUUCUCAAUUUUAUUCUGAAAAUCAAAAAAAAAUUCUUCGAAAUUUCAUAAAACUUGAUUUUUGAGCCGAAUUUUACCCUAAAAUUCAAUUUUUUUUCACCCAAAAUUAAUUAAAAUUCAUUGAAUUGUGAUUUUUCUACCCAAAAAAAUUCACUGUUUCAAAAUUUUGGUAAAUUUUUUUCAAAUGUGCAAUUGUCAGUGAAUCCGUUUGUAGCACAUUUCAAAAUUAAUUUGAAAAAAUCUCUGAAAAUUUCACUGUUUCAAAAAUGUUUGGCAUGUUUUGCUUUAUAAUAAUUGAAGCUACUAAACUUUUCAAUUUCAAAGUUUAUCAAAAUUUUCGGAAAAUCAAGACUUCUGAGCUGUGACCUGAAUUUUGAGUCUUUUUUAUUUUACAAAAUUUAGAAAAAAAUUUCACUAUGAAUUCACUGUUUCAAAUUCUUGAUAAUUUUUUUUUCAAAAGUGCAAUUUUCAGUAGAACGAUCUGUAGCUGGUUUCAAAAAAAAAAAUUUUUCAUAAAACUUAAAUUUUUACAAAUAAAUUCAGAAAAAAAAAAAAAAUUCACUGUUUCAAAUUUUUGGUAUCUCUGACUAGGGGCUGUUAGCCCCCAGGCGUAACAGUCUUCUCAUUUAUUUCAGUUUCACUUUUUUUUCUGUAAUUAUUGUCCACAGAACAAAAAAUGACCCGUGGCAAAAUUAGGAAGGCUUCCUAAUUUUGCCAUGGAUGAAGUCAUCUAUCAAUUUUUUGAAAAAAAACUUAUUUAAUUAUUUUUUUCGUAUUGAAGGUACUUGGAAGAUGUUAAGAAUAAGAAUUACAAUUGAUUUCAUCAAAAAUUGCAAGUAUUUUGAUCGAAAAAUGACUCGUAAAUUUCAGAAAAAUUAGUUUUGAGUCAAUGAAUUCAGUCAAUAAAAUAAUUCACUGUUUCAAAAUCCGGAAUUUUUUUUCAAAAAAAAAAAUCAUUGUUUCAAAUUCUUGAUAAUUUUUUUCCAAUAUUACAUAUUCAGUACAAAGUUUAUUUUCAACAUUAAAAACAUCUCUGAAAAUUUCAGAAAACCCGAAUUUUGAGUUAAUCAAUUUGCUGUUUCAAAAUCCAGAAUUUUUUUUCAAAAAAAAAAUCACUGUUUCAAAUUUUUAGUAAAUUUUUUUUAAAUAUGAAAUUUUCAGUAAGCCAAAAGCCAAUUCACUCGGGAAAAAAGUAAAAUAGACUUUUAGCCAGCGUGCGACCAUUUUUAGCAAGCUUGCUACAAUUUUUAUAAUGGGAAAAAAUGUAGCAAGCUUGCUAAAAAUGGUCGCAAGCUGGCUAAAAGUCUAUGUUUUGUCGCCAGACUUGCUACUUUUUUUCCCGAGCAUCUCAUUCAAAAUUUUAAAAACAUCUCUGAAAAUUUCAGAAAACCUGAAUUUUCAGUCAAUGAAUUUGCUGUUUCAAAAUCCAGAAUUUUUUUUCAAAAAAAAAAUCACUGUUUCAAGUUUUUGAUAAAUGUUUUUUUCAAAUAUACAAUUUUCAGUUGAACCUAAAUUCAAGCUAUAAUUUUACCCAAAUAUUUUCCAGCUCUCAAUCUCGCAUCUUCCCGAAUUCCUGGACACCGUCGACCAUCUUCAAUGGUUCAUCGAUCAAUAUUUGGCACCAAAUGACAUCUACUACGAAUUCAUCCGAUUUGACACCGUGCAAGUGCAAGAUCUAGAUGAAAGAUCCGAUUUUUGGAACAGAUCAAAACUCCGUGAUCCAGCUCAACUUUUCGCGCGAAAUUUGAUCGAAAUGGCGUGUCGUCGGAAUUUGUGGAAGGGCGAAUUUAUUCGAAAUGAUGCGGAUUUGGAUCGAAUUGCGCAGGAUUCCACGAAACAUCCAUUUAUUAUUGAAGAAUUUGAUGAAUACGGUAUGGGAGAAAAUGGCGAGCGAAAAUUGCUGGCCAAAUUUUACGGGAAAAAUGUGGCGCUUGGCAAAAGAUUGGCCGAAGAUUGCUACACGGUCUCUCAAAAAUUCACGCAUUUCAUGCAGUUCAAACAGCCACGCUUCCACCCAGCCCGGAUUUCCGCCUCCUAUCGCAAAUUGGUGCCACGCACGCGACGCGUACGCGUCGCAUGCGCCGAAGGUGUUCGCAGAUUCGACGAGAAACUACGAUAUCUUUGGGCGGAUUAUGAGGAACAAAAUAAGGAGCGGCCAGAGGGAAUUGAGAUGAAUUUUCUGAGAGUUUUGGAUAUGAAUAUGGAAGAUCAGGAGACGGUUGAUGAAACUUGGGGAAUGUGUGGAAUUGAAGGUUGGCCGGUGCGAGUUGUUGAGGAGGAGCUGAAGGAGAUGAGCAAGAUUUUUGAGCCGGUCGAAUUUUCGUGUGAUGGGGUGAAUUCGGAUUUGUUGUAUGGGUAGGUUGCUUGGGGCGAGAAAAAUCAUGAAAAAUCGAUAAUUUUGAGCCAAAAAUCAUGAAAAAUCGAUAAUUUUGAACCAAAAAUCGCGAAAAAUCGAGAAUUUUGAACUAAUCUACAGUAUUUCUGGGAUUUUUUGAGCCAGAAAUUUUCCAGGAAAUUCUAUGUUUCAAAAUGUUCUUGUAUAAUUUUUCCCGCCAAAAAAUACUCAAACUCAAUUUUUUCCCUGCAGAAGAGGAGAAGCUUUUGUCAAACACCUAAUCUCCAAAAUGCGCGAUGAAAUAGUUGUGGAUUUCGAUCGAUUCAAUCAAAAACUUUGGAUCUUUGGCGACAAAACAUCGCAAUUCAUCGAAGAAUUAAACGAAUUCCGCACCGAACAUCUAUUCAUUCACGCGAAAAUCCCAUUUUCCGCCCCGGUUUUCAAUGAAAAUAUGCGACAAAUUGUGCGAAAACGCGUCCUGAAAUCGCUGGAAAUUGACUUGGGAGCAAAGAUUUCGGUGAACUCGAUGGAGAAAUGUGUCGAAUAUGAUGGACCGUUUGUGUCGUUUAAGAUUUUUGCCGAUUUGAUGGCCAAGAUUAAUCGGGAUGUGAGUUUUUUGGGGGAUUUGGGGACAAGGAAAAUAUACGUUUAAAAAAUUAAUAAUUUUUGUUCUCAUGGGGCUAUUCAUGUUAUUUUUCAACGCUGAGAAAACGGGAGAAAAGCGGAGAAAACCUAUUCAGGUAGGCUGAGAAAAUACGAAAAAAGCGGAGAAAAUGUAUUUUCUCCGCAUUUCUCCUGUUUUCUCAACAUGCUGAGAAAAUACAUGAAUAGCCCCAUCAGAAAAAAAUUGCAAGAAAAAAUCUGAAAAUUUCUUUAAAAAAAAUUCAAUGUUUCAAAAAUCAUAGAUUUAUUUUUUGAAAAUUGGAAUUUUGCUGCUAGGGAUGUCAACUCUGGUUAAAAUUUGAUUUCAAGAUUUAUCUAUGCUAGAUUUUUGAACUUUGUAAAAAGUCACUGUUUCAAAAAAUGUAGAUAUUUCCUGGAAAAUGUUGGCCUUUGCUUUACCAACGCAAAAAAAAAUUUCACAUAUUUGUAAAAAUUCACUGUUUCAAAAUUUUUUAAAAUUUCAUGUUGAAAAUUUUGCAACUGAUUUUAUUACGCAUUUUCUGUGCAGAAAAUGUUCCAAAAAAAUCCGAAGGAUUCAAAAAAAUUUCCCCAAAAAUUCACUGUUUCAAAAAUCAUAGAUUUUUUUUUUGAAAAUUGGAACUUUGCUCUAUUUUCCCAAAAUUUCGGUUUGUUGUUUAUAAAAAUGAAAAUUCAAUUUUUGCUGUAAAAAUUAGGAUUUUUUCGAAAAAUGAUUGUUGAUAUUUUUGCUGUAAUCUAGUUCUUCAGAAUUUUUUUUCUAUUUUAAAAAUUAUUUUCCAAAUGAAAAAUUCACUGUUUCAAAAAUCAUAGAUUUUAUUUUUUUUUAAUUUUAUUUUUGUUCAAAUUCUGAUAUGAAAAUCUCCAGGAAAAAAUCAGAACAAAUUUCUUAUUCAAAAUGUUUCAAAUUUUUUUCUCAAAAAAUUCACUGUUUCAAAAUGUUUUAAAUUUUAUCUUGAUAAUUUUUAGGUGUUUUUCUCCAAGAAAAAAAUGGAGAAAAAAUCAGAACGAAAAAUUUACUGUUUCAAAAAUAAAAUAUUAGAUUAUUUGUAAGUUCAAAUUUCAUUUGAAUGUUAAAAAUCCAGAAAAACUUGAAAUUAUCUUUUAUGGGACUAUUCAAGUUAUUUUCUCAACGCUGAGAAAAGCGAAGAAAACCUAUUCAGGUAAGCUGAGAAAAUACGAAAAAAGUGGAUAAAAUACAUUUUCUCCGCAUUUCUCCUGUUUUCUCAGCAUGUUGAGAAAUUACUUGAAUAGCCCCAUUAAAAAAAUUCACUGUUUCAAAAAAAUUAUAUUUUUUUUCUAAAAAAUGUUUUCUUGUUCCAAAUUUCAAUCAUUGCAGAUCUUCACCAAACUCACGCAACAACUUCCCCCAUCCAUAAAUUCUCCAAACUGUCCAGUUUGCCGAACUCCAGCCGGUCCCGAUUUCUACCGUCUCGACGCAUGCGGUCAUACAUAUUGUCGAGAAUGUCUCAAUAAUCUCGUCAAAAACCAAGGCAAACAUUGUCUCGUCGACACAUGCACCAAACACAUUUGCCCCCAAGAUUUUCGAUUGCUCAUAUUAGGAAGCGAAGUGUCGCGCGAGAAAUCGCUGGAUUCGCUGAAAAUUCGCGAAUUCUUCAAGAACUCGAUGGAUGAAAUUGUGAAAAAGCCCGGAUCGAAAUUCAAAUUUUGCAAAAAGCCCGAUUGUCAAGGCCUUGUUCAGUGCGCGCAGAAUGAUUGGCAAGAAGGACCAUCAACAUCGACAGCUACAGUACCCCCUCCUUCUACAGUAAUAUGUCAGGAUUGUGAUACAGUAUACUGUGCGAAUUGUUUGGAAGAACCGCAUCCGGAAGUGGAAGAUUGUGAAGAGUACGGUAGAUUGAAACAGGAUGUCGAAUUGUCGCUGGAGAAAUUUGCGAGAUCCAACAAAAAUCGCAUGUUCAAACGAUGUCCGACUAGUGCUUGUAAAGCUGUUAUUGAAAAGGUACGGUAGGGGUACUGUAGGUCAUUUUUUGGCACGAAAAAUGAGCCAUUUUGCGCUGAAAAUGAUGGAUUUUCAGGUAUUUUCAAUUUUCUACAGUAAUCCUUAGGCGCGAAAAAUUCUAGGAGUACUGUAGUUCAGGAAAUGAUUGGUUUUGAACCGAUUUUUACUGGAUUUCUGGAAAUUGAAUCACAGUAUACUAGGAGUACUGUAGCUCUGAAAAUUAUUGAUUUCUGUCCGAUUUUAACGGGAUUUUUGAGAAACCUUGAUUACAGUAUACCUGGAAGAUUACUGUAGUUCAGAAAAUUAUGUAAACCAUUUUUUUUUAGAAAAUCAGCAUCUACAGUAUACCCACAGGGUUACUGUAGUUUGGAAAAUUAUGGUAACCAUUUUUCGAGCAAAUAAACAUCUACAGUAUACUCCCAGGAUUACUGUAGCUUGAAAAUUAUCGAUUUUUGACCAUUUUUUGAAAUUAAGUUAUUACAGUAUACUAGGAUUACUGUAGUUCAGAAAAUAAAAACAAUUAUAUGAAAAUUCUCUAAACCAUUAUUCUGAAAAAAAUCAGCGUCUACAGUACACCUAGAUGAUUACUGUAGAUAAAAUUAUCGAUUUUUGAACCAAAAGUUCUGAAUAAAAUCUUUUCUGACCAAUUUUUACCGGAUUUUGUUCGAAAUUCAAUUACAGUACCCCUAGAAGAUUACUGUAGUUCAGAAAAUUAUCGAUUUCUGACCAAUUUUUGAAAUUUCAUCACUACAGUAUACUAGGAUUACUGUAGAUUCAUAAAUUAUCGAUUUUCAAACAAUUUUCACCGGAUUUAUUUUUUAAAAUUUCAUUACAGUACACCUAGAAGAUUACUGUAGAGAAAAUUACCGAAUUUUUUUUUCAAAAAAUCUAAAAUUUUGCAGGCCGACGGUUGCAACCACGUGGAAUGUCCAUUCUGUCACACACAUUUCUGCUGGUUGUGCCUCUUCAAAUCCGACUCAAUGGGCCAAAUCUAUUCACACAUGUCACUAAAACACGGUGGACACGGUGGAAAUGGUGAACCGGCAUUUGAACUAUUUAUGGAUGAACCCGCUCCUGAUCGAAAUGAUUUUGUGUUUGUCAACAAUAAUAAUCAUAAUGUGGCGGCGAGAUUUUUCGAGCCUUUGGAUUGGGAUUUGGAAGAUGAUGAUGAUGAUAGUGAUAUUGCUGAAAAUUUUGAAUUUGUGAGUUUUUUUGGGUGGAUUUUGAGCACAUACAUGGCACUGCUCUCAAAAUUUUGAGGGGGAGAUCAUGACAUUUGGAAAAAAUUUUCGAGGGGGGAUCAUGACAUCACAUACAAAAAACCUAAUUUUUUUUUCAAAGUGAAAUCGGUACGCUAGAAAAAAAUUGGGUUUUUGCAUGUGGUCAUUUUUGACUUAAUUUUUCAGGUUCGGUAAUUUGGACACUAGUGCUUUAGGAAUAUCGGAUGUAGAGAACGAGCGAAGAAUUUGACGGAUAUCUUUCAUCGGCUAAUUAUUCUUAUUUUAUUUCUAAAAUUCUCAAUUAUUUGUUUCUAUAUCCUUCUAAAAUAAAAAAUGCGUUUAUUGUAGUAAGUUCAUCUCAGAACUUUUUACAAAUUAUCAUUCUCAACUUUUCUGAACAAUUACAUAUUAAUAAUCAUAGUCAAUGCGAUAUUUAUUUGAUAAUCAAAUUGAAAUCCAAAAAUAUUGAAUUACAAAACAAAAGAAAAAAAAAUGAAUUCCACCGAGAAUUCGAUCCAAAAACCCUCUGAUUAUUAGGCGCGAUCUCUACCGACUUGACCACGAGGCUACUUAUUUUCACACGUUUAUUUUUAAGUGAUAAAUAAGGGAUAGAAGGGGAGAGAAAAUGAAAAAGAGAAGGAGAAGCGGAAAAAAAUCAUGAAAUUUUUGAAAAAUUUCCAUUUUUUAUCGAAUUUCGCCGAUUUUGUUAUAUGUUUCGAUUGUAUAAGUAACUUAAGGAUGGUAGAAAGGAAUGUCUGUCGAAAUUAUCUAAAAAGAUGGUUUAUUUCUUGAGAUAUGAUACCCCCCAAAAUGACAUAGCAAAACGGCUUCGAUUUUGGGGGGAUCAUAUCUCAAGAAAUAAACCAUCUUUUUAGAUAAUUUCGACAGACAUUCCUUUCUAUCAUCCUUAAGUUACUUAUACAAUCCUAACAUAUAACAAAAUCGGCAAAAUUCGAUGAAAAAUGGAAAUUUUUCAAAAAUUUCAUGAUUUUUUUCCGCUUCUCCUUCUCUUUUUCAUUUUCUCUCCCCUUCUAUCCCUUAUUUAUCACUUAAAAAUAAACGUGUGAAAAUAAGUAGCCUCGUGGUCAAGUCGGUAGAGAUCGCGCCUAAUAAUCAGAGGGUUUUUGGAUCGAAUUCUCGGUGGAAUUCAUUUUUUUCUUUUGUUUUGUAAUUCAAUAUUUUUGGAUUUCAAUUUGAUUAUCAAAUAAAUAUCGCAUUGGCUAUGAUUAUUAAUAUGUAAUUGUUCAGAAAAGUUGAGAAUGAUAAUUUGUAAAAAGUUCUGAGAUGAACUUACUACAAUAAACGCAUUUUUUAUUUUAGAAGGAUAUAGAAACAAAUAAUUGAGAAUUUUAGAAAUAAAAUGAGAAAUAAGAAUAAUUAGCCGAUGAAAUAUAUUCGUCGAAUUCUUCGCCCUUUCUCUACAUCCGAUAUUAGAAGCGCUAGUUUCCAAAUUAUCGAACCUGAAAGAAUAUGUCAAAAAUGAAACUCCCCCUUCCCUCUCUUGGAUAUUUUUCAUUUUUUUCACCAUUUAUUUUUUCAAAUUUUUGACAAAAAAAAAAAAAAAAAAAAAGGGGGAUCAUGACAUUUCAAAAUUUUGGGGAGGGGGGGGAUCAUUACAUGGAGGGUCUGUUGGGCAAAGAUGCCAUGUAUGUUUGAGCAGGGUAGAUUAAAAUUAGUUUUUUUUCGAGUUUUUCAGCCAAAAAUUAUGAGAUUUUCGAAGCUUAUGGGGUGAUUUUUGAUGAAAAAUUGAAAUUUUUUUAUUUUACGAAAAAUCAGCAAAAACUUCUGAAGGUCAAUUUUCAUCAGAAAUCACUCCAGAAACCUCGAUUUGUCAUCAUUAUUGACUGAAAAACUCGAAAAAGUAAAAUAAAAAAAAAUUAAUUUAAAAUUCGAAAAUUUUUACUGCUUCAAAAAAAUCCUGAUAUAAAAUUGUGAGUCAAACAUUUUUGAUUUCCUAUAAUUUUGAAAAAAAAAAUUCACUGUUUAAAAAAUUUCUAAUAUAAAAUUUUGAACCACAAAAUAUUUGAUCUUAGAAAUUCUGUAAUGUCAAAAUUAGUUUUUCGAAUUUUUCAGCCAAAAAUGAUGAGAUUUUUGAAGCUUCUGAUGUGAGAUGAUUUCUGAUGAAAAUAAGAUUCGAGAAUCCUAUUUUCGAAAUUCAUCAAAAUUUGAAAUGUUUUAUUUUAAGAAAAAUCAGCAAAAACUUCUGAAGGUGAAUUUUCAUCAGAAAUCACUCCAGAAGCUUUAAAAACAUCGAUUUGUCAUCAUUUCUGACUGAAAAACUAAAAAUAAUUGAAAAUUUUUUCGAAAUUUUUACUGUUUCAAAAAAUGCUGAUAUACAAUUGUCAGUAAAACAUUUUUGAUUUUCCUUCAGAUUUGAAAAAAAAAUUCACUGUUUCAAAACAUUCUGAUAUAAAAUUUUGAACCACAUAUAUUUGAUUUUAGAAAUUUUGUCAUCAACAUUUGAAUUUGUUUAUUUUACGAAAAAUCAGCAAAAGCUUCUGAAGGUCAAUGUUCAUCAAAAAUCACAACAGAAGCUUCAAAAAUCUGGAAUCUAUUGUCCGUUUGGAAAUGAGAUUCACCCCGCGAAAAAAUAAAUUUGAAUUUGAGAAAAUCUCUAAUUUCCCCUACCCCCGCGAUGCGUGUGCGUUGCGGUCGCUUUCCCAUACAAAACCCCCGUUGGCUGUUUGCCAGCGCACUCUCUCGCUGUCUGCGUCUCCUGCAGCAAAUUCAAAUUUAUUUUUUCGCGGGGUGAAUCUGAUUUCCAAACGGACAAUACAGAAAAUCAAAAAUUUUCGAAUUUUCAAUUAAUUUUGAGCAAAAAUCAAUGCCACGUGAAAUUUUAGCCCCAAAAUUUGUCAAAAUCUUAAAUAAAAAAACCAAUACAUUGUGAGCUAACUUUUUUGACGCAAAAAAAAUUCAAAUUAAAAUUUUUCUUCCAGUACGAAUGGUUACGUUUUGACGGUCAAUUCGCCACAGCAGAAGAAAUUCGACACGCUUUCGAAUACGGUAUUCCACCACAUCCACCACCAGCCUGGUGA
Molecule: messenger RNA, 12817 nt
Organism: Caenorhabditis angaria
Lineage: Eukaryota; Metazoa; Nematoda; Chromadorea; Rhabditida; Rhabditidae
Source: the annotation of a GenBank genome assembly